Molecule: messenger RNA, 1118 nt
Organism: Prosopis cineraria
Lineage: Eukaryota; Viridiplantae; Streptophyta; Magnoliopsida; Fabales; Fabaceae
Product: PLASMODESMATA CALLOSE-BINDING PROTEIN 3-like
Exons: 5
Coding region: 289-879 (196 amino acids)
Source: RefSeq, a predicted model, not a curated record
AAUUCCCCAGAACAAUCUACGGGUUGAUUCAACAAUCAAUCACUGUAAUAAACUAAUAAUAACCAAUAAACUUGUUACAUUCUUCAAUUCCUUUUACGUACAUAAGUAAAUAAGCAUGCUCAUCAAUGUCAUACAUGAUGUGAAGCUAGCUGGGCAUUAGUGUUGAGUUGAAAACUGUGCGUCACAUAAUAGAGACGCGCACACGCCGAUCACCACCAUAUCAACUGGAAUCGCCUUUUUCUUGAGAGCUUGUUGGAAUCGAAAAGUGAAAACCCAUCAUCAACAAUCAUGGCUUUCUUGGUGUAUUUACUGCUUCUCUCAAUCUCAGCCUUGAUUGGCCAGUCAAGUGCUCUUUAUUGUGUAUGCAAAGAUGGUGUGGGUGAUCAAGUGCUUCAGAAAAAUAUAGAUUAUGCUUGUGGAGCUGGAGCUGACUGUACUCCAAUUCUUCAAAAUGGAGCUUGUUAUAACCCUAACACUGUGAAAGAUCACUGUAACUGGGCUGUUAAUAGCUACUUUCAGAAAAGUGGUCAAACUCAGGGAAGCUGUGAUUUUGCAGGCACUGCCACAACAAGUGCUAACCCACCAUCUACUUCAUCUUCUUGCGUUUAUCCCUCAAGCAACACAGGCACCCCAACAACUGGUACACCAGGAACAUCUCCUUCCACCAUCUCACCACCAACCGGCACCGGAACAGGAACCGGUAUUGGAACCGGCACCGGCACCGGCACCGGCAAUGGGAGUCCUGUGUUUGGAAUUAGCCCAUCAGCAUCUACAUCACCAUUCAAUGAUGGUAGCAAUGGGGGAAAGAUUCUUGUGGAAGGCACUAAACUACUGAUUCCUCUUGUUUUUACCUUGUGGUUAUCUUUUCUCAGAUUCUAAAAGGUACAGUGCUUGCUGUUAUUGUAAGUUAGGAUUGAUGUUGUUGUUGUUGUUGUUGUUGUUGUUGUUGUUGUUAUUUUAUUUUAUUAUUAAAAGGAAAAUACUGGUGGGGUUUGAUUUGUGGAUGAGAUUUUGCCACUGCAGAGGAUGGGUAGUCAUGUAAAUUUAUUUUCUGAUUUGAGAGAGAAUCAUCCAGAAACAAUACCUCAAUUGGGUUUAGUUAGAAUUUGUUUGGUUUA